AAAUUUGCAAUUGAAGAUCAACUUGGAACAGUAUAAGUCAGUUGUUAUUUACAGUUAAAAGGUCGAAGAACGCAAAAAUGAAAAAUUAUUUUAUUAUAUGUUUGGGAUUCAUUCUACUGACUCAACAUUGCCUAACCUCACCAAUACCGGACAGUGAACGGUUAGAUGAACACAAUAAGUUUCAUAAAGAAAUUUUGAAAGAAUUCACUGAUUUUACAAUUAAAACUGGAGAUGAGCUCGUUGAGUUUCUGACGAAUGUUAUGGAUGAAAUUAAGCAAAACAAUGAAUCACCCGAUGGAGAUCUUACCACUAGGCGCCAGGACAAACUGCUCAGACAUCUCGAAAAAGUAAAGAACGGUGAAGUCGAGUCAAACAUAUGGGAUUUAUAUAAAUUAACAGAAGACAUGAUUGGUUUUUCCGCCAAAGACUUUACAGCGCAGGAGGAGGAGUUGAGUAAAAUUAUUGAAAAAUAUAAAAUCUCAGAAUUUGGGCAGAAAGCUCGCGGAGCGUAUUUGAAAAUUUACGAUAACGUUUUGAAAGCAUUCGAAGUCUGUGCUGAUGAAUUGAAACACGAAAGCUAAAGCAGCAAAAACCAUUCGAUUGGCGUGAGUGUUUUUGGCGAAACAAAUGAGAUUAAAGGAAGAUUUGAUGACCUGGUAUCUUUUUUUCAAAUAUUUAUUUAAUUAUUAAUUUAUUAAAAAUUAUUAUUUAAACAUUAGUAGAAUAAGUAGAAUAAAUUGAUUGCAAACAA
Molecule: messenger RNA, 751 nt
Organism: Glossina fuscipes
Lineage: Eukaryota; Metazoa; Arthropoda; Insecta; Diptera; Glossinidae
Exons: 2
Coding region: 78-581 (167 amino acids)
Source: RefSeq, a predicted model, not a curated record